AUGGUUAGGAAAGUUGGGCAAUGUGCAGAUGCAGAAGAGAAAGCUAGAUGUAUUUCUGAAGGUGUCGACUGCCUGACAAGCAGGAAACCAUGCUCACUUGGGGCAACACUAGCGGUGAGCAAAACCAUUCAUUACCUUAGGAAGAAUAAUCUCUCUUUGCUGACUGCUGAUAAGGAGGGUGGUUUCGUCGUGUUGCCCAAAACGAUGUAUCAUGAAAAAGCUAAGCAGGCAAUUGAAAAGAAUUUUGUUCCCCUGGAAAGAUCUGGCAGGAAAGUUAAGGCAGAAGCACUAAAACUGUGUGAACAGAUCAAUUUGACAGGACUACACAAGUCUGUAAAAGCGGCGAAUAUGCCGGGGCUGAACGUAUUUUUUUCUGCAAAAACCCACAAGGAAGGCAUGCCUCUCAGAGCAAUUGUAUCCGAGAAAGAAGCCUGGCAAGGUCUGGUAUCAAAAUACCUAAAAAAGCAUCUUAGCCAAAUAGACGUAGAAGAUCCUUUUCGUGUGAGCAACUCAAAGGAUGUGAUUGAAUUUUUGGGUGAGCAAGAUGGUGCUUCACAAGCCAAUUUUGCCUUUUCAGUUGAUAUUGAGGAGCUCUUUUAUUCCAUUCCCCAAACAGAGUUGUUAGACGCAGUAAAAGAGCGGAUUGAAAACUGGGGGGCUGUCGAGUUCCAAAAUAGUAGCGGGGUUUCCGUAAACGACUUUGUAGCAUUAGUUGAGUGCUACCUCUCUUCCACCUACAUUUGUUUUAACGACAAGUUGUUCGUGCAGAAAGAUGGUAUUUGCAUUGGCUCCUGCAUAGCUCCUAUACUUAGUGAAAUUUUUUUAGGCCAAUUUGACAAGCGCGUGGCAGCGCGCAUAAAACAGGAAAAACGUGUUGUGAAGUGUUUUAGAUAUGUCGAUGAUUUUAUUGUGUUUGUGAAUGUUGAAAACGAGAGCGACAAACCUCAGGUUGUAAAAAGUGUUUUAGAAAUUUUCGGUGAUUGUUCUGGCAAAUUAAGGUUCACGCAUGAAGUGCCGAUGAACGGAUGUCUCCAAUUCCUCGAGCUGUGUUUGCACUUUGGCACAGGGCACAUCUGCUGGUCGUAUCAGCCUCGCACAAAAAAGGAAAUUCUAGCAUACAAUUCGGCUCACUCAAAAUUGGUUAAGAGGGGCAUUGCAAAAAAAAAUUGCCUGCGUGGUGCUCUCGAAAAGUCCUGCCACCAUAAAAUUGAGUACCGCAUACCUCUCUCAUGCGGUAGAUGCUAUGUGGGGCAGACUGGCCGCUGCCUAAAUGAACGGCUACGAGAGCACCGAACGCUGGUUGAUUCAUUAGCGGGGGGCGGCCAUUUGGCCAUGCACUGUAAGCGAUGCGGGUGCGUGCCUGCGUUUGACACCACGCGUGUGCUUGGUAGGGGAGGCACAAGGUGGGGGCGCGAGAUUUCUGAGGCAUAUCACAUUGACAGGGAAGGUGAUAACUGUGUCAGCACGGCCUCACUUGCCUUGUCCAAAAAAGAAAAAAUGUACUUACAGAACAGUCUGCCACAUUUUGAUUAGAAUGAGAUUGUACUUUUUUAACACUGUGUGCGCAUGCACCAACGAAAUGUAUAUAUGUACCUUCGUUCGCAGUAACAAACCAGUUGAUGUUUA
Dermacentor andersoni is the source of this 1626-nucleotide messenger RNA. The record is from RefSeq and is a predicted model, not a curated record. NCBI's taxonomy places the organism in Eukaryota, Metazoa, Arthropoda, Arachnida, Ixodida, Ixodidae.